AUGACACGGCUUCAUGAAGCUGCGAGUGUCGUCUUGCAAGAGGAAGCAGCUUUCGGUCGAUACGCACGAGAUAUUCACGGUCGCGUGGUGCCUCAAGAUGAAGCGCAGCGUCGGUUUAAUAUGAUGGAGCUGUCGGGGAACGUUUACAACGUCCCGGCUACUCUAAAGUCGAGUUACGCAGCUGAAGACGCUGAAGGGAACGAGCUACGACUCGGAGAUCCCACACAUUCAGAUGUUCCAGGUAAACUCCACGCCAAGAAACGCUCAGGAAUGCUGGGACCCAUUUCUAAACCCGAAUGGCGAUCAUUUGAGCGUCCUCCUCCGCCAAGAAGAAGAGCUCGAGGUGCUCAAUUGGAGGAAGCCUUGGCAGCUGAUAGAAAGGCAACUGCACAGCUUGGUGUGCUUCUAGACUUGUUGAGAGAGGAGACGGAGCGCAAAGCGAUGGACGUGGCGUAUUUCGAGAGCUGUGCCGAGCUGCAGGGCUUCGGCGAAGAGCUGAGAGCUUUUACUACUCAAGCUCAGCGCGAACUGGUGAUACUGUGGAAACAACUUCAGGAGAAGAGCUACGUAUACGAGAGCAAAACUGCUAUCAUUCAGAAGAAGGAGGAGCUGCUAAAUACUUUCAAAGUGCAGCACAAAGCUGUCAAAGACGCGACGCACGCUAAGCGAAUCGAAUCGAGCGCGACGAAAGUUGCGAGUCUGAACCAAGAACAGCAGCGACGUGAAGAUCAAGAGCAAGCUGCUCUUCGAGCUGCUGCCGCUGCUGAGCGCGAUAACCACGAGCAAGCUACUCCGUUCGUACAGCACUUUUGCGCAACUCAGAUCCAGAAAAUCGUUCGUGGGAUGUUGGCUCGAGAGCUUUUCGCGCAGAUGAAGAUCGAAUUCGUCGUUGCGAGUACAUUUAUCCAGGCAGCUAUACGAGGCUUUCUCGUUCGACGGCGCGUUGCCGAGAUGUACUGGCACAACGCAGCAUCGGUACACAUACAACGAGUUGCCAGAGGGUUCGUCGCUCGAAAUGUAGCGAGAGAGAAGCGAAGACGGCGACUUGAGGUGCAAUCAGCGGAGCGUAUUCAAAAAGUGGCGCGUGGUCGAUGCGGGCGAGUAAGAAUGGUGAAGAUCAGAGAAUUGGUGAGCUGGAGGCUGCAGCUGGCGCUUGCGGCUCGAUCCAUCAACGCUGUGGCUUUGCACGAGCUGGCGAAUGCUUGUCAGGCCAUGGUUGCACUGCCCAUUCUCAUGAGAUCGGAAGUAAGCAAGGUAGCGGAAGAGAAGCCUCUUCCUGCUCUUGUACUUGGGAUUGUUCGCUUGUUGAUGAUCUUCACGAGUGACGCUGAUGAUGAAUGGGAGAUCGCUACUACUCGGUGGCGUGAAGCGGCUCGUUUCCUACGCUGUGGCGUUGGAGUCACGCGUCGAAUGCAGAAAGUCGCAGAUGCUGCUGCUGGAGCUGCCAGAGCUUGGAUGUCACCGUCCGGAGGGUUUUCUGCUGCUGGGGUUGCUGCGUCGACGCCCUAUUUACGAGAGUCGGCGCUUGGUGCAGCGCUGUUAGAGGCGUAUGAAAGGGAUCUAGACUUUCGAGUUGAGACGUUUGACAGGAUACCUCGAGGCUGGCAAGCUGCAGUUUCCAUUUUCAAGUGGACGACAGCAUUCUGCGCUAUCAUUCGACUUCAGCAUCUUGUAGAGUGCAGCACAACUGACGCGUUCUUAGUGGUCACUCGAACAUUGAGUAAGCGAGAAACUCAGCAAGAACUUACAGAGCGACGAGAUGCUGACCACAGCGAAGAAAUGCUCGCUCGACGCUUCGUUCCAGCGGAACUGGCUCAGACACGUGGCUACCCAUUCCACCGACCUCGCCCCUUGGUCCUCGUCGUGGCGAACGAUGUCCCACGAAAGGCACGAGCGGUUAUUCUCCAGAAGCUCCAAGCAGCUUUACCCGGCCUCUUCCUCACGAUUUCACGUCCUCCUGCGACUUCAAAGAGGUCUUUGGGCGUCCAGGACUCUACUCAGACUUUCGAUUUCAAGGCUAUUCGCGAUGCCCUGGCACUAGGACACAGCGUGAUUCUCGAAGGCGACGUGGGGCUUCGGGAUGUGACGCAACGUGCUUUCUGUAGUUCCUUCGCCACGGUCAAGCGUGGACUGUAUCCAGUACCCAUGUGUGUUCUCUUGAGAGGGACGACCACUAACCGCAGCGACGUUUUUGAACUGAAACAAGGCAGUGACAUGGAAGAAGAAGCUUAUCGAGAGGAAAUUGUACGACGAAUGGUGGACGCAGACAUGAAGUUGGCUCUUGAUCGAACGACAAGGUUGAGACUUGAGCUGGCAGAUGAUUGUAUCACUCGUGAGAUGUUAGAGUACGCGAAGAAUGGAGAUCUGGCUCCUGCUCCAAGUCCAGCGUUCGUGGUGGUCAUGGAGGCUGUGAUCGUCUUGCUGACUCCGGGUAAGAUAUACGAGGGCCCUUCACAAAGUGAUGUCGGCACAAGUUCCGUGAGCUGGCGACUAUCUCGUCGGCUACUGGCUCAGCCAGCAUUCUUACGUGCCAAACUCCAACAAGUGGACGUCACUACUAUUCCACCCGUCAACUUGCUGGCGUUGGAACGAUAUUUACGCCACUCGCUGUGGCCGAAUGCUGCAGUUUCUCGGUCGCAGAUUGGUUCUAGUAGACUUGUGCAUGCACUUGCAGCCUGGAUCGAAUCGGCUACUCGAACUGCUCGGAUGAUAGCAGGUGAUGGUACAGGCGUCUUAGCGCCAGAAAUCACGCGAUUCAAGCCUGUCCCCGGUCUAUUUGAGCGCGUGGUUGUCUUUAAGAACUGCCCGACAGACUGUGCGCAGGAUGGAGCAGGUGAAGACUCAGCUGUGGUAGAGUUAAUGGAUUCUGUGCUCGCUGAUGUUCGAGUGUACCGUACGGCGCACUUGCUCGUUAGUUCCAGUGGCAAUUUAUCUACCCAAAAGCGUAGGAAAAAGACUACCGAUGAGGGAGAGCGCUGUGUCGUGACGCUCUUCCACGAGUGUCGACGUAUCUUCGCAUGUGUGUAUUCGCCUAGCUCCGGUCAGCGAUGGAUGACUGUGAUCUCCGAAGACGACAUUGCCAACCUCUUGACCCCUACAGGACGCACGGAUAGAUUACCGCCCAAGACACAUACGGAAAUGUACGCUCGUCUCGCUCGCCUCUGUUUGCUCCGGAAACGUAAAUUCGAAGAGUGUCCCGAGUCUAUCGAGUCUCCAAGUCCGUUUGAGUUAGUGCUGCGUCCUCGUGCCCUUCGCCUGUAUCGACACGUGCUACAGCUUAACGGAUACCUCACCACCGUCACCAUGGCUGAGCUUUCCCGCGGAAAUGUCCAGGUGGAUGCGUUUGUACACGGCAGCAAUAGUCAGACAGCUUCCACCCAAUCUAUCGCGCUAACGUUGGCAGUUGAACUCGAAAGCAUUCUGGGUCGACUCUCAGCAAGUCAAGCAAGACGAAUAUGUGUUCCUGCAUCUCGUGUACCGUCACUGGUGCUUGAUCGACUGCACCUCUACUGCGUCACGAGGACUCAAAUGGGGAUAUCCGGACUGCAGCAGAAACUGGAGCCUUCUUUACGUCUCAGUGUGAAAACCUCCGAGAGCUCUCCUGGACGUGUGCUACUUCGUCGCGCAGUUCGAGUACCAGGUGCAGAAUCAGGUGAGAGAUUGGUGUUCACGCUCAUCGAACGUCACGAAGACGGAGAGUUUCAAGCGGCCUUCUACGCUCCUCGAUCCAGCAAUUAUCGUGGUAUCCGCCUGCCAAGGGAUGUUGCAGAAGAAUUGCUGCGCUUAUCGAGACGUACGACACCUUCCAAGUUACAACUCGUGCUACUGCGAGUUUUCUGUAUUGCGAAGCCAACGUCAAGAGUGCAUGGUGCCAGUGUGGAAGACAGCGAUGAUGACGAUCCAGAGUCUGCGGAAGAAGCAGACACGAUGGCUUGCUACCGUUUACGACGACGAGUUAUUGCCAGAUUCCCAUGUGCGCUUCGUGUUCUGGAGGAUAUUCAUCAAAUGGUGCACAGGAAACAGGUCAUACGCGCGUACGUUCAAGUCGAGCUCUGUGAUGAAAAGUCCGACGCAGAAGACUCAACGAAGCAAAGCCAAAGAAGUGCAGACGCAAUACGGUAUCGCGUGUGGCUUCCUGAGUCUUGUCUAGAGCAAACUCUGCUACUGCAAGAGAGUGAAAUCGAGGCAAGUCUGUCGAUAGAACUGUCGUGGGAGCAGUCAACCAGCAAAGAACGGAGAGAGAUUAGUCGGGAUCUCGUACGUCGCUACUUUCAAUGGGACCCAAACGGUGGCAACGGGAAACAGGGAAGCGUGGUGGUCCACUUACCUUGUGGCUCCUUCUGGGCAACGGAGAGUGCACAAGUGUCUGUGGUUUCUUGUACCUGCCUGCUGGACGACAGAGAUUCAGAAAGUGACGAUGAAGACGGCGACGACGGCAGACGGAAAAUUUACAGCUAUGAAACGGAGGAACUUGUGCACCACGGCAGCUAUCGUGUCAACGGUCUGUACCUGGUUGUACGUGUCACCAUGCGCGCUGAGGUGCUCCGAGACUUGCAGCCGGCCCUGGCGUCUCCAACAGAUCGUGUACGGGAACGCGAUUCGUUCUCCAUCAAGUUCUAUGUGUAUCAUCCUGCAUCCAGCAGCACUAAGGCAGAGAUCCAUGGACAUCGAGACUUGCGCGAGGUGGUGGGCCCUGACAAGCCUGCUCUCAUCUCGUCCACUUCAUUGGGCAGUUUAAUGCGGCAUAUUAUAGUGGCACGCUUAGAUGCUCAAGCGAGUGAUCGUCUGAAGGUGACAUUCUUGCGUGAUCGAUUGUACGCGAAGCAGAAGGCCACCCCAGUGACAAAGACGUUCGAGCAAGACGCUGGUGCGAACGCUGUCAAGUUGAUUGACGAGGCUCGCCGUCGUGGAAGAGCCGGAGGGCGCGGUGUAAAGGUGUUGACAACAGCGAAGGUCGUUCCUGGUUGUGGUCGUACACUUCUCACCGUGUUCGACGUUGCUGCAAGUCAUCGGUUUGACGAGGUCCAGCAAUGUGCUGGAAGUUUUACACUGCUGCGAGUGGAUGCGUACAUAUGUGAAACCAGUGCCAGGCUGUCUCUGUUGCUGGAGGGUAGUGAUCUGGUACAUGUAGCCGGCGAUGAAGAUAAAGAAUUGCUGCUGCCCGUAGUCAACAAAGACGCAAGCGCUGCAGAAAUCGCCGAGAUGGAAAAGGAGAGAAGUCGGACACUGGCGCUUGUGGUGCUAGAUCAUCUGCGUGUUGAGCAGCGAAGCGACAGCCGUGGUGACCGUCUUGUUCUCUCCGAUUUUUCCUACUCUCCGCUCGAUAAUCCCAGUCGCGAGGCUAAGAGUGCCAGACUUUUCAAGACGAUUCGAGCAGUGGGUCAUGACCAACAGCUCGCGAUGCACGCUCAAGCUUGA
Phytophthora infestans T30-4 is the source of this 5418-nucleotide messenger RNA. RefSeq lists its product as uncharacterized. Lineage: Eukaryota; Oomycota; Peronosporomycetes; Peronosporales; Peronosporaceae. The transcript has 4 exons. The record is from RefSeq and is a predicted model, not a curated record. Gene Ontology annotation, molecular function: protein binding. The coding region runs from base 1 to 5418 and encodes 1805 amino acids.